UUGGCAAGUUAAUUAACCAGUCUAAAGCUUUCACAUGUUUCGCGGUUGUUCUUCCUGACUUAAAGACAGUUUAAACGCGAUAUCGACAGUUAACGAUACCAGUGGAGAACGCUGCAGUUGAUCGAUAUGUGUCGGAAAGAAUUGUUGUAAAACAUUUAGUCAUUGACAGAAAAUGAAUGUACAAUAGAACGUUUUACGACAUAUACACGUCAGAUAAUUCAAAAAGUUACAGAGAAUUCAUAAGAUCUUUUUAAAUUGGAUGAAUGCAGGAAAAAAGUGACAAUGAGUUACAUAAGGUUGCAGAUGGGAAGCAUGUUAUUGGUAUGGAUCAACUUGCAGAUUGGUUUGCUUACAAAGAUUUUAUAUCACGGACCAACAUAACAGGGAAUCAGGACUCGCCAUAUAAUUUUUCUGACCCGGGAAGUGUUUUUGAAGAAUUCCAGAAAAAGCAAUUCACUAUCCAUGAAUAUUCAACAAUUGUUCUGUUAAGUUUGUAUGUUAUUAUUUUUUUUAUCGGACUUCUUGGGAAUGCUCUGAUCAUCGUCACAACGAUAAGAAAUGGACAAUCUCAACAUUCUAAAAAUUACUUUUUGAUAAAUUUGGCCGUUGCAGAUUUAGCAGUGACUUUAUGUUGUAUGCCAACAUCGUUAGGAACCAUCAUCUACAGACUAUGGGUAUACGGCAAAUUCCUGUGCAAGUUUGUUGCUUUUUUCCAAGGAGUCGCAGUAGCUGUCAGUGUUUAUUCUCUAACGGCGAUGAGCAUCGACAGGUAUUUGUCUAUUCAAAAUCCAAUGGCAUCACGAAAAUUCAUGACAAAGCGACAAUGUUUGAUCAUGAUCGCCGCCAUGUGGAUUAUAUCAGCCUUGUUUAUGGGACCAUUGCUGUACAUCAAAACUGUCCACACUAGUGAACUAGAUAGCUUGCCGUCUGUCGACUUUUGCAUUGAACAAUGGCCACAAGAGCGAGAUCGUAAAGCAUACGGUUUGUUUUUAUUGUUUGUGGUAUUUCUUAUUCCCGGUGUAACUCUGGCCGUCUGUUAUUCGCAUGUUGGACGCGCCCUUUGUUCAAAGGACAUGACACGUGAAGGGUCUGAUACAAGUACACGUGGUUUGUUUUCCAGGAAGAAAGCUGCCCGGAUGAUCAUUAUCCUCAUCAUUGUGUUCAUGUUGUGCUGGUUGCCUUAUAACAUUGCGUCUCUUGUAUCUGAUUUGUCACAUGACUUCGUCCUUAUACUCCUUUUCUUUACAUUGUGGCUUGGACAUGCGCAUAGUGCUAUCAACCCGGUCAUGUUUUGGUUAUUGAACAGGCGUUUUCGGGAGAAAGUACGAGUUUUGGUUAAAUCUGUCAAAAAGAAUACAUUUUCUUGUACCUCAACAAGUAGCAUGUCCUUGCCAGCCUACGUAUAAAACACUUAGAGCAGACAUAAUAUAGAGUAAUGGUGUUAUUUACAUGUUAAAACAAUCAAAAUCCCUCUAAAUUGGUGUUGUUAGCGACAGAUCGACUUCAAUACUUCCAUUCUAAAUUCAUGAUGUUUAAAAAAAAAUGUAUGGUAGGAUUACAGUUGUCCUCAUUAAUUAAAUACAGAUAGCGUUAAUGAUGAUAAUUUAACUAUGUCAAUUUUCUCAUUCGGAAGUUAAUAAAAUGCUGAUUACCCACAUGCAAGAAGCUUUGUGAUAUCAUUUCGGCAUGUAAUUAGAAUGACGCAUUCAUUACUGUGUACUUUUGAUGACCAAUUAUAGUAACCUUGUUAUAUUGAGAAGUGUAUUGAAAAUUUUUAUCAACAAGCAAAUUUUAAGUUUAAUCUAUAAAUUCAUCAUAUGAAAAAUAACAUCCUUUGCUUUUAAAUAUUAGUUCUCAUUUCAUAUUAUGCUUAUUGAGAGGAUUCGUAGAAAAUUAAUUGUAAUGGUCCGAUUUUGAAUCAAUAAAUUUCUUCACAAAAUCUUUCACGAUUGACAUCAAAAGUUGCAUGGAUUUUCAAAUUUCUACUAAACUUUAUGAACGUUGUGUAUAACUUUACUUAUUCCGCCUGACGAAG
Molecule: messenger RNA, 2035 nt
Organism: Mytilus californianus (California mussel)
Lineage: Eukaryota; Metazoa; Mollusca; Bivalvia; Mytilida; Mytilidae
Product: galanin receptor type 1-like
Exons: 3
Coding region: 264-1406 (380 amino acids)
Biological process (GO): G protein-coupled receptor signaling pathway
Cellular component (GO): membrane
Molecular function (GO): G protein-coupled receptor activity
Source: RefSeq, a predicted model, not a curated record